Acipenser ruthenus (sterlet) is the source of this 5341-nucleotide messenger RNA. RefSeq names its product zinc finger and BTB domain-containing protein 7A. Gene Ontology annotation, molecular function: protein binding; DNA-binding transcription factor activity, RNA polymerase II-specific; RNA polymerase II cis-regulatory region sequence-specific DNA binding. The transcript is spliced from 4 exons. The record is from RefSeq and is a predicted model, not a curated record. The coding region runs from base 553 to 2181 and encodes 542 amino acids. NCBI's taxonomy places the organism in Eukaryota, Metazoa, Chordata, Actinopteri, Acipenseriformes, Acipenseridae. Gene Ontology annotation, biological process: regulation of transcription by RNA polymerase II.
GGAGUGGCAGCUUAUUAAAAUGUUAGUAACACCAACCCAUCACAGCCCUAUCGUUCUUGUCAUUGUUAUUGUUAUUAUUCCAGAACGCAGGGAGACAGGCGGGGGAACUUCUUGGAUUUUAGGUAGUUGGGAGAAUCACCUCCUUGAGAAACAACAACAGAAAAAGAGUUCCAAAACAGAGAAGUAGAAGAAAAAAAAGGGAAUGCUGUUCCUUUAAGAGACAGAGCGAGAGAGAGAGAGAGAGAGAGAGAGAGAGAGAGAAGGGAGGGAGGGACCCCUUUGCCCUCCAGAAACCAGGAAGGGAUUUGAGCUGCUCUGCCUGCCUCCUCUCUCACUGCUGGAGCUGCUGCUGUUGUGCAUACGAGUCUCUGAAGAGCCGACAGGGAGAGAGAGAGCGAGAGAGCGGAGCACAGCUCAGAGAUACUGGAGCAGCUCAACAACUACAGGAAGCCAGACGGCGCCGGGCUGGCGGCAGAGGGCCGGACGCAGGGCAGGGGGAGCACGGCGGCGCGGGAGGCUGUGAUCGGAGGAUCGGCGGUGGGCUGGUGGAAGAUGUCUGCGGGGGGCAGCGGCGGGGCCGCGGCGGAGGAGGGCCCGAUCGGAAUCCCGUUCCCAGACCACAGCAGCGAGAUCCUGGGCGGGCUGAACGAGCAGCGGCUCAGCGGGGCGCUGUGUGACCUGCUCCUGGUGGCGCAGGGCUGCGAGUUCCCCGCUCACCGCUCCGUGCUCGCCGCCUGCAGCCCGUACUUCCACAAGCUCUUCACCUCGGGGGCCGCUGCGGACCGGCAGAGCGUCUACGGGAUCGACUUCGUGAGCCCCGGGGCCCUGGCCUCCCUCCUGGACUUCGCCUACACCGCCACCCUCACCCUCAACGCAACCAACGUGGGCGAGGUCCUGAGCGCCGCACGCCUCCUCGAAAUCAGGCCUGUGAGGGAGGUCUGCUGCCACCUGCUGGAGACCAAGGUGCUGAGCACACAGGGCAGCGAUGCGGCUCUGGGGAGAGGGGAGGAGGGGGCGGAGGGGAGCUCCCGGCAGACACACACCCCCGGGGACUCGGUUGACCAGGGGAACUGGCUCCGGGCUCGGGAAUACCUGGAAUUCUUCCAGAGCUGCGGAUCCCACUGGAGCAGCAGCUGCAGCACGCCGGAGCUGGGAGACCCCGGCCAACGCAACGGAGGGGGAGCAGGAGCCUCCCAGAGCAACGGCAGCACAGCACCCAGCGAGCACCACUCACCCCUGGGCAUGCCACAGCACCCCUCCCUGGCAGGGGAGGAGGAGGGGGGAGAGGAGGAGGGGGGAGAGGGGGACCGGAAGAGGAGGGGGAGGAGGAAGAGGAAUGAGGGAGGAGACCCCCUAGCCUGGGCUGCAUCGGGGGCUUUCCAACCCUCUCAGAACGGACAUUAUAGCGAGGAAUACCGGGAGAGGGAGAGGGAGAGGGAGAGGGAGAGGGAGAGGGAGAGGGCUGGCCUGUCAGCCAGUGCCUUGCUGCAGCACAUGAUGAACUCGUUCGAGAGGCAGAAGGCAGGGGGAGGGGGAGGGGGAGGGGGAGGGGAAGGGGAGGAGGGAGUCGAGGCGGAGGAGCCAGACGUGGAGUUUUACUUGAAUUACUUUAACAGCUCUCACGAGGGGGAGGGGGAGGGGGAGGGGGAGGGGGCCGUGCUGGGGGGGCCCGGGGCCGGCGGGGAGAAGAAGAUGCGCUCCAAGGCCUUCCAGAAGUGUCCCAUCUGCUCCAAGGUGAUCCAGGGGGCGGGGAAGCUGCCCCGGCACAUCCGCACUCACACCGGAGAGAAGCCCUACGAGUGUGCCAUCUGCAACGUGCGCUUCACCAGGCAGGACAAGCUGAAGGUUCACAUGCGGAAGCACACGGGUGAGAAGCCGUACCUGUGCUCUCAGUGCGGCGCUGCUUUCGCUCACAACUACGACCUGAAGAACCACCAGCGCGUGCACACAGGCCUGCGCCCCUACCAGUGCAGCAGCUGCUUCAAGACCUUCGUGCGCUCGGACCACCUGCACCGCCACCUCAAGAAGGACGGCUGCAACGGCGUGCCCUCGCGCCGGGGCCGCAAACCCAGGCUGCAGGAGCCAGCGGGGGCCACAGGGGGGCGCCGGAGACAGGAGCCGGCACCCAGCAGCCAGGACACAGGCCCAGGAGAGGAGCUCCGCUCGGAGACCGUGGGGUAACGUGACGAUUAACAAGAGACACACAAACUGAAAAAAGACUCCUCUUUUUAAAAAAAAAAAAAAAAACUAAAAAAAACUAAACUACAAAAAAAAACCAACCAAAUCAGGGUGUCACAAAAUCUAAUCUGAAGUUUCUUUCUCCAGGAUUUUUUAUUUUGGUUUUUUGGUUGUUAUUAUUGUUAUAGUGAUUUCUGAAUGUUUUAUUUAUAAUGUGUGUUUUUGGCUCCGGUCUGCCGGUGAGGGUUAAGGAACGCUAGAUUGAGACUCGAGGUGUGUUUUGGUAGCGCUCGUGUUUAGGGGUGCGUGUUGUUUUAAACGGGGUGCCGAUUAGCUCUGUGUCGUGAUGUCGGGGUGCCCCUUCUGGGAUUGGGGGGGUCGGGGGGCGCGUCUUUCAGAGGAGACGUUAAACCCGAUACUGUCUGCUCUGCUGGUGGACUGUCAACACCGUGUCCUUUGUCUUUAAAAAUUACAACGGGGGCGGGGGGGAGGGGUUCUGUGUUCUUAAAGCACUACCGCAGCUCUCCACUAGGGGGCACUAACCACUGACCCCCCCCCCCCCACUCCUAACCUCCUUAAAGAUUCCUGUUGGUUCCAGUUUUUUUACAGUCUUAAAUGGUUUUUCUGUUUGUUUUGAGUUGGCUGCCUUGGGUACUUGACACUUAGUUAUUAGAAAUAGAUGAUAAAAAGAAAUAUAUAUAUAUAGAGAGAGAGAGAGAGGAUGCCUGAAAGACAAAUAGAUAUAUAUAUUUAGAGCGAGGGAUAUGAAAAGACAAUAAGCACCUUUUUUAUAAAUUUGCACAUCCUAACAUAUAGAAAUAUGUACACAAAUCUAUCUAUCUAUCUAUCUAUCUAUCUAUCUAUUGAAGAGAAAGCUAGAGGGAUGCUGUUCUUUGCCCUGAGGACCAUGAUAAUGAAGUACUGUUGAUGAAGAGCGCAAUAAAUGACACUAGAGAGGCCGAGUGACAACUCUACAAUACUCCAGAAACGCUGUGCUGUGCAACACCACUCUCUCUCUCGCUCGGAGAUAAAUACAGAUGCAGUUAAAGCAUGCCACCACCAAGUGGCGCCAUCCGCAUAUAUAAAGCGACGUUAUCUGACACUAUAUAGAUCUUUUUUUUUUUUUUUUAAUUGGGCAGCCUGCAGGCUUGUUUACAUCCAGGUCAGAUGGCAUGACCUUUAACCCCCGCCCUGACUUCCUGUGCUUGCCCGUAGGCAGGAAGCAGGGGUCCAGUAGGGUAAUCGAUAAUGUUACUCCAAAGAAUUGAAAUUAAACAAGUCUAAUAAACCAGAUGAAAGAGAACAGUCGAGGGAGCUGGGAGUUCAUGCAUGGAAACCAGGGCCCAGUCACAGAGCUUCACAGUCACUUGGAGAAGGUUUGGGUCUGUUUUGAUUAGCAGUCGAGCUUUCUGGAGUGUUGGUUAGGAAGCGCGUUUCUAGCUCUGUGUUUGAUUGAUCAGCACGGUAUGUGAAGCAGUGGCAGCUCUGUGAAUAGCGUGGGCUGAAGGGAGCUGUCAGGGUGACCCCUGAUGCUGGGGCUGGUGUUGAGAGCACAGCGGACCACGUGGACAGUGUGUUCAGUUCUUUGCACCUUAUGAAGAAGCACUUUGUUACAGAAACGGCCACGUUAGCUUUUGCAGUUUUUCUUUUCUUCUUUAUUAUUAAUUUCAUUAUUUUCUUUAAAAAAAAAAAAAAAGGUAAAAAAAGAAACGGGUACUUUAUCAGAGUCUGGAGACUCUUUAUAGCUUUUGGAUUUCAGUCCUGUCGCUGCGGCCACCAAAAAAAACAAAACAGAAAAAACAAAACAGAUGAGAGACACACAAACAGAGACAGAGACACAGAGACACAAACAGAGACAGAGAGAGAGACAGAGACAGAGAGAGAGACAGAGACACAGAGACAUACAAACAGAGACAGAGACACAGAGACACACAAACAGAGACAGAGAGACACAGAGACACACAAACAGAGACAAAGAGAGAGACAGAGACACAGAGACACACAAACAGAGACAGCGACACACAAACAGAGACAGAGAGAGAGACAGAGACACACAAACAGAGACAGAGACACAAACAGAGACAGAGAGAGACACAGACACACAAAGAGACACAGAGACACACAGACUGAGAGACACACAAAGAGACACACAGACACACAGAGUCAGGAAGCGAGUCACAGGCCAGAGAAAGCGCACGUUAGGUUUUGUGACCGAUUAAAACUCUAAAUCCCCUCUCAGCUGAAUGCACUUGAAGACAGAUGUUUGAAUCCUUCUAAUUGUCUUAAACCAGCGCUGGGUUCGGGUCCCGGGGGGGGGGGGCUCUCACUGGAAGGGAGCCAGCCUGAUGUCACACCAGGCCUCUGACCUCACUUCCUAGCAGGCCUGGAGGUUAGCAAUAUCCGUCUAAGAGUUUGAUAGCAACAGCAAAGUGUAGUAAAGCACAGAGAGGUACAGUACAGCAUAUUCAGAAACAUUGCACACCCAGGUCAGCUAUGGCAAAUGCACAGUAUAGUGUGGGAAAAGCAUGGGGGGAACUUUAUAAGGGUGACACGACUUCCUGUGGGAAUGAUUGGAACCGCCCCCUUAGGUGUGAUGUCACACAGCAGUGGAUGAGGCUUCCAUCUACCUGCACCUGGAUCUGAUAAAAAAACAAAACAAAACAAAUCUAAUAUGUAAAAUAUAUAAUAGAUAUUCCAUGUAACCUCCGCCCCCCCCCCCCGCGCACACACACUGAGCAUGAGAACCCAGCGCUGGAUCCUUCUUACAUAUGCAGUUAUUGUGUGGAAUAAUGCAAUAUCUACUUGAGGAUUAUUAUUAUUGAUAUUAUUAUUAUUAUUAUUAUUAUUAUUAUUUUCUGCUGUUGUUUUUAAUUCCAUUUGUUAAACUGUAGUCUUGAUGUGUUUUUUGUAGGUAAAUAGCUUUAUUCGUUGUAAUCUCGGGAUGCUGCAGUUUAGUAAGGGUGUUUAUCUCAAGAGCACGGGGAGGGGAGGGGAGGGGAGCCUGAUAGCACUGGAAGUUUAGCAGAGACAGGAAGAGUUUGCACUAAAAUACUGUCCCUGACACCUCCCCAGACACACGCGGAGACAGACAGACUGGAGUCCACGACACACACACACAGACAGGGUGUAAUGCACACAGCAGCCAGCAGAGGGAAACAGACAG